UGUAUGCUCACAUAAAAUAUCUGGUUUGUUAUGGACUUGAGUCAUAUCUGUACAAAGUAUGUCAAAGUUAUUUUUAUUUUCUUAUUCUUUCACCUGAAACUAUAAGCCUUGGACUGUAUGUAUCGUCUCUCGUUGAUGUCACGGUUAUUUUCAAAAUGUCUGUCAAAGUUUCACUGUGUCAAAGCUAUAGUUAAAUAUACGUUAACUUCACCGUGACAGCCUUAAAAAGAACAAAAACCGUCUGUAAAAGCUCAGUAGCCAGCGUGUUGCUUCUUAUCAGUGGUUCUUCGAUGUUAGAUAACAAUAUUAGCGCUGUACGAGCGGAUAGUUAGGGUUGUAAAACUGUUUUCAAACUGUUGAAACCCAACUGACGUUAACCUAGUUAGCUGUUAGCUAACAUUAACAUCGUUAGCUGUUAGCUAACGUUGAACAAAUCUUAGAGCCUUAGCUAGCGUUAGCGUUAUCAAUGUGUCGAUGCUUGUGUAUUAAAUUUGGUUUGUUAAAGUUAUAGCUAGAUGGCUUACAACAUACUCUUUGUAUGCUUUGUUUACUACCUCUCAUAGCUCACUAACAGGAGUUACAGGAGGAGGACAUCGUAACAAUAGCUCCUACAAACUAUCCAGCUAUAACACCUACAAUAAAUACUUUCUCUGUGUUAUGAUUGUCAGCUUAGUUGAAACUUUAUCAGAGAGGACCUGACUAAACUCCAUGGUAAUCAUGGCAGCCAUAAUGUGUGGUGCUGGUGUCUUAUGGACAUUGGGAGUUAAAGCAGCACAUAUAAUUCUACACAUAUUAUAAGCUUCUUGCUGGUAAUUCAGUAAUUUUUACCCUGCUAGUUUUGUAAGGGGAGAUUCGGUUCAUGUCACAUACAGACCAGUGAUCUAAUAUACAUAUAGUGUAAUUUAUUUGAAAGCAUUGACAUAGCUUGAGACACUUUAUAGUUUUGUAAAAGUAUGGGAAUUGUAACUUUUGCAACUAAUGCAUCUCUUUUCUUCAGGAUAAUGAAGUAGAUUUUAGUGAAGAAUAACUCACUCUCUCCCGGUAUUUCCUAAGUGGAUGAGUGAGACUUAGCUUUGUCUAGUUUAACCAGCAUCCAGCGAGAACUAAGUUAUUACCAUGCCUGUUUGCCAUGAAAUAUGUUGGUUUUAAGUAUGUGUUACCAACCCACAGACUUUAUGGACCAAAGACAGUGUCCUGGCUGAUCCAACGUUCAUCAGGACGCAGGACAUUUGACUCUCUUGUUGUUCUUACAGUGAUCAAGUUGUUAUGCAAAUACACUCCUUUGGUAUUCUUCUUCAGUAAGGACAUUUGACUCUCUUGUUGUUCUUACAGUGAUCAAGUUGUUAUGCAAAUACACUCCUUUGGUAUUCUUCUUCAGUAAAUCAAAAACCCUGGAAUUUCAUCCAUAAAUUCAUAAUGUUGCAGUUGUAUUAGUAUGUAAUUGCCUUCUUAGUGUGUCAUUGAAAAUACAAAGAUGCGUAGUUUGACAGAUGUAAAAUACAACAGUUAAAUAGCUGUUGGUAGUCAGAAGAUCAGAAUGUGUAAAGUGACAUUUAUUAUACAGAUCAUCACUAUCAGAUGCAAUGUACCCAUAAUGAGAACUGUCAUUCAUGUGUCACACAUUUUUGUGGAUCAAGUGUGCCACGAGAGAGUACAGUGUGUUGGAGCGUUCAUGUCCGUCUUUUGUUCCUGACUGCUUCUGAUUCUCUGACUCAGCAGACUGGAUGUGACUCGGUGACCCAGCGGUGGGGCCAUGGCUGCUGGGGCUACAGUCGGGGAGAGCCAACUCCAGAGGAUUAUCCGAGAUCUGCAUGAGGCUGUUGCAGAGCUUGCAAAGGAGUACAGGGAAAGCGGGGAGCCAAUCACAGAUGACAGUACCAACCUGCACAAGUUCUCCUACAAACUGGAGUACCUGCUGCAGUUUGACCAGAAGGAUAAAACUACAUUUCUUGGUACAAAGAAGGAUUAUUGGGAGUACUUCACUGACUGUCUGGCUAAAAUCAAAGGAGCCAAUGAUGGGAUCCGCUUUGUCAAAUCCAUCACUGAGCUGAAGACAUCUCUGGGGAAAGGACGAGCGUUCAUCCGAUACUCCCUCGUACAUCAGCGACUGGCUGACACCCUGCAGCAGUGUCUGAUGAACCAGAGAGUCACCAGUGACUGGUAUUACGCAAGAAGCCCCUUCUUGAAGCCCCACCUUAGUGUUGACAUAAUCAACCACCUGUACGAACUCAAUGAGGUCCAGUUUGAUGUGGCCUCCAGGGGCUAUGAUCUUGAUGCUUCCUGGCCCACUUUUGCAAGGAGAACACUGGGAAACUCACCUGGCCACAUGUGGAAACCACCCAGUCGCAGUUCCAGUAUUAACAGUCUGGCCAGCACCUACUCCCAGCAAGCACACGAGUUCCCCUCCAGCCCCGACUAUGGUCAGGGUCUGCUAAGUGACCUGAACGAGUCUCUGCCUGCCUGCAACGAGGAUGUCAGCACAGUUGAAAAUCUUCGCCUGGAGCUGGACCAGUCGGAGCUGAAGCAGCGAGAGCUCCUAGAUAAGGUGCAGCAGCUGGGCGAAGAGGCGGCUGAGCUCAGGGGCGUAGUCGUGCAGCUCCAGAGGCAGCUGGAUGUGUCCCUUGCUGCCCAAGAGGAGCAACAGGGCUUGCAAGGAGAUCUCAAUGCUCUUCAGGGAAGAGAAGAAGCCCUGUCCAGAGAGGUGGAAGCACUCAUGACUGGGGAAAAAGCCAGGAAUGCUGAACAACAGCUGCUCCAGGAAAAGUUGGCAGCUGCUGAGGGGAAGAACAUAGAGCUCCUGGCCAAGUUGGACGGGGUUCUCAAUGAGAAGGGCCAGCAGGCAACCAGUUACUUUGAUUCAGCUCAAAAGAUACACGAGUUGCUGGACAGAUUGAAAGAGGCAGAGAGAGGGAAGAUGGAAGCUGUAGCUGAGGUAGAGGAUAAGAAGAGACUGGCAGAAAGGCUAGAGGAUGAACUGAGAGUCAAGCAGGCAGCUGCAGAGCGCGGCGAAACAAAACUCGGAGCAUUAGUUGUAUCUGCGUCUGAGGAGAAGGCCAAGUUAGAGGCGAAAGUGGAGGAACAGUGCAGAGCCAUUGAUAAGCUGCAGGGGGCCUCCACAGUGAGAGAUAAGGAGGCGAGCAACCUCCAAAGGCAACUGCAGGACCUUCAAGGAUCUCUAGAGGAGAAGGAGGAAGAGGUGCAGGAGGUGAAGAUGAGAGCACAAAAAGAUAAAGAUGAAAUGCAGAAGAGUGCUGGUGCUUUAAAAGAGUCCUUAGAAGCAGAAGUCACUGCCCUUAAGGAGCAUCUAAAGAGGAAAGAGGCAGAGUUUACCUCCAGCUGCAAGACACUACAACAGCUAGAAGCCAAGAACCAAAGCCUGAUCACAGAGAGGGACAAACUGACCACUAACCUCGUUGAGCUGGAGGGUGUCGUCAAAGAACAAGUCACGAAGAUAGAAGAGUACAAGACGCAGUGCGGCAAUCUAAUUGAAGUAAAUAAGAAACUGAUGACCACGAUGAAGAGAAACGAGGAGCUGCAGAAAGAGAUGGCGGAAAACCGAAUAGUGCUUGAAUCUGAAUUAGCAGCUCUAAGAGCUUCUGAGAAACAGCUCCGCGGCCAGAUGGGUGACACCAAGAUGACAGUGGAUGAAAAAGAGAAGUCCUUGCGUGAGGAGAACCGCAAGCUGGAUGAGAGUCUGCAGCGAGCCACGAUGGCCGUAAAGCUCUCCGAGGCCACGUCAAAGCGGCUGGAGCAUGAGAACCAGAGUCUGAGAGAGGAGCAGGACACUGUGAAAGCAGCUCUCAGCCGCAUGCAAGCUGACCUGAAGAGUGUUAACGGGCAGAUCGGAGAUUUGGAGAAGAACGUAGGAGCGUCACGCAAGAACGAAGCAAGCCUUCAAGAACAGCUGCAAGCCAAAGAGGCCGAGCUACAAAGCAAAGAGAAGAACCUUGUUGAGGUUCUGUCCAGCUUAAAAUCUCUUGAGGCUCGGGAGAAGGAGCUUGAGAUUGCCAAAGCUGAUGCAGAAGCAACUUCUUCUAAACAGACAGAGGUGAUUGAAAGGAUCACCUCGGACAAGCACGCGAUGGAGAAAUCUCAGCUGGAGAGGAGCGCAGUCCACGCAAAAGAGAACCAGGAUGUGACAGGCAAACUUGAAGGCCAACUGGAGGUGUGCAUGAAAGACGUGUCCAGGCUCCAGGCAGAGAUCCUGGACCUGAGGGUGCGGCUACAGAGGUCUGAGGAGGAAGGGCUAAAAUCACAAGUACAGCUGGAGGUGACGGAGGCCCAAAGAGACGAGCUCAGGACUCUGACCGAGCAUCUUAAAGUCCAGGCAGAGGCGCUGAAUCAAAGGCAUGUAAUAGAGCUUAUGGAGUGCAAAAAGAGAGAGGAGGCUCUGAUUGAACAGCGUGAUAGCGAAGUAGCCGCCCAUGCCGAGUUGUCUAUCUCUGCGGCUGCCAUCCGAGAAGAGCUGUCCACCCUCAAGGCAGAAAAUGGCAAAUUAGCCUCAGAGAACCGUGAGACACGUGAUGGUCUACACAAGGCAAACACAGAGAUGGCAGAGCUUGGGAUGACCAUCUGUAAGCUAAGUGCAGAAAAGGAGGAGGUUAGAGAGCAUUGGGCAGGGGACGCUGCCAGGAUUGAAGAAGUGGGGAAAGAGGUGGAGCGACUUGAAGAGAGCAUGGCAGAGCUACAGCUGGAGAAUACCAAACUAAGAGAGGAGCUGACACAGAAGGUGAAUCUCCCAGAGACCAUCGUGGAGCUCCAGGAGCAGCUGGACAAGGCCAAGAACCAAAUGAAGAGUGUCAAAGGCUCUAACCGAGAGGAGGUGGAGGCCGUCAAGUUCCAAAUGAGCUCGGAGAGCAUGAAUCAUCAAGUCCAGAUGAAGAGUGUGAAUGAGCAGCUGGACAAGAUGAAAGCCCAGCUGCAGGAGGAGUCGAAGCAGGUGUCCAGCUUGCAGAGCAAAGUGUCUGAACUAGAGGCUGUAAAUGAGAAGUACUUGCUGCUAACGGGCGAGAAAGACACUCACAUCACAAAGGCAGAAACAUCCAUUCGUGAGAGUGAGAGCGAGAUUCAGCAAAUGAGAAAUGCAGUAACCAGUGCUGAAGAAGCCCACUCGGCUUUGCAAAAGGUCAUCGAGGAAUUGACUCAGAAGCUCAACACAGCAGAAGCUGACAAACAAAACCAGAGCCUGACGAUGACUGCAGAGAUCGAUGACCUCAACAGAACCAAAGUCAACCUGGAGGAGCGGCUCAUCGAGCUUAUAAGGGACAAAGAUGCUCUUUGGCAGAAGUCAGACGCUCUGGAGUUUGAGCAGAAACUACGAGCAGAGGAGCGCUGGUGGUUAGUGGACAAGGAGGCCACGCACUGCCUCGGCUGCCAAGGCCAGUUCACCUGGUGGCUGCGCAGACAUCACUGCAGGCUUUGUGGUCGCAUCUUCUGCUACUACUGCAGCAACAACUUUGUGAUGACCAAGCACAGUGGGAAGAAGGAGCGCUGCUGCAGGGACUGUUACACCCACCACAGCGUGGUGGUGGAGAGGUUCACAGAGGCAGAGCUGAGUCCCUCAGACACUCAGUCUCCUCCACCGGGAGCUGGACCCCAGCCACCACCUGAGGCAGCCCCAUAUAAACCCACUCCCAGGGUAACAGUUUCAGACCCCAGCAACAGAUGUGACGAUGGAGUUUUUGACAUAAUCACAGAGGAGGAAGUGAACGGCGUCUACGACAGUGACACCACCUCCCAGACCACAGGAGGCUCCCUGGAGGGAGAACAAGACCGACGGCCUCCAGGAGCACUGGAUGUAGGCACAAAAGAUGUGACGCCUGAUGACCCUGAAGAUCAUGUUUCCACUGUUCAGGACUCAGAAAUCAACCUUCUCAAAUCAGGAGAAGUCACGAUGGCUGUCCCUCUCGGCAUUGAAGAUAUUUCUCAGUUCGGCGACGGUUCCAGGGAAAUCUUCAUCAAGUCCAGCUGUUACAGUGUGAUAACUGUCGCCGUGGGUGACUGCGGGCCAACCAUCAGCUGGAUGUUUUCCUCAGAGCCUAAGAGCAUCUGCUUUAGUGUGGUUUACAGGGAAUCCACUGACACUCAUGUGGAGCAGUCAAAGGUCCUGAUUCCUCUAACUCGCUGCAAUUCCCAUAAAGAGACAAUUCAGGGACAGCUGAAAGUCCGAAAUCCCGGCUUCUACACGCUCAUCUUUGACAACUCCUUCUCACGGUUUCUCUCCAAGAAAGUAUUCUACCAUCUGACCAUGGAGAGGCCCAUAAUCUAUGAUGGAAGCGACUUUCCCUGAAGCUGGAUAACAUGAUGUCACUGUGACGGCAAAUUCAGUGACUGUUUCUUAUUACGUUUUUGCUCUUUUGUUCCCAAAACCUGUUUUUUACCCAAGUAUUUUACGUUUUCUGUACUAUUUAAGUGUGUGGCGUUAAUGUUUUGAGGCGUGCUCAUGUUUUAACUGUCGCCUAAGUGAGGCGUUGUCAACAAUAUGAAAACGGUUUUAGAAAGAAACAGAAAGACAAAUGUUCAUGCAAGUUUUAGUGUUUUUAAAAUAUAAACCAAGUAAUGCACGUACUUUUAUUUCAGCUAGGUUGUCAAGUUUAAGACAUUGUUUGAUUUUGUUAUUUUUUCCUUUCAUUUCUGUUGGUCUUCAGUGUUGCUUUGAUCUCUCUUUUUCCCAAAUAUGCUGUUAUGUUAGGGAAUGCAGGUCACAGCAAGUAACACUCGGGGUAUGAAAUAUGAUAAGAGACUGAUAUGUAUUUAUUUGCAAAAGAAGUCUAUGGAGACCCAGGAACGAUUUUGAAAAUUUACAAAACCGUGGUCAGUUGUGCAAUCUUUUAAGUCAAAGCUUUCAGAGCAGAAACGUGCAGACAAAGCAGUUUGCUCCUGGCUUGUUUAUUAACUGACUUGUCUGAACACUAUGUUUGCACUUUGCCAGCGCAGGAAGGAAAAAAAAGUGACUGGCCUGGAAAAAUACUGUUUCUGUUUGAUCACAUAGCAUAUGAAUUCUGUGAAAAUCUCAGGAGUGGGACAUAAAAUUGUGGAAGCAUGUCCAAAUGUUAUGUUUUUAGAAAAGAAGAAAAAGAAAAAUUGCCAUCUUACUUUCUGUGUAAGGAGACUACAAACCAGCUUUCUCCAUUUGGUGACAGGAUGUAAUGAAGCAGAGUGCCUGUUCUUACGCAGACUGACUUACAAUGAUGAUCACUAUAAGUAUAUUAAUGACUGUCAGCUUAUGAGCUACAGUACUUUCAAAGUGCCUAUUAACUCUGACUGCCAGAGAUUAUUUUUCAUUUAUAUCUGUAUAUUUUACUCUUUGUUAUGACACCUGGUAUGAGUUGAUACUAUUCUGUAAAAACGUAAUUCCAGUUCCAUUUAAAUCACAACAUGCACAAUAUGUGUUUCAGUUUUAUCAGUUGAAAUGAUUUUUCAGUUUGGAUUUCAUUGGAAUCUUUCUGUGAUAUGUUUGGAUAACCCUCUGCGCUGAUCUCUCAGUGAUCAGAGGGGUUUCAGUAUCGUGUGCUGUUAAUUGUUUCUUUUAUAGCAAAGCAGUAAGGAAAAAUGGGCUCGCUCACUUUUGGACACAACCAUACACUACUUAAUGAAGCAAGGGCAUGUCUAUAUGCUGCUUUUAUAGAGAUGUGUUUGCACUUCACAGUCCGAUCGCUUAUAUUUUUGAUGGGUGUAAAUUGGUUUCUAUGCAAAGGCUCCUAUUUUCUCUACAGAGCUGCACUUUGUCAUAAUUAUUUUAUAAAUUGUUACAAACAACA
This is a messenger RNA of Anarrhichthys ocellatus (wolf-eel), 7760 nucleotides long. RefSeq names its product FYVE and coiled-coil domain autophagy adaptor 1a (gene fyco1a). The record is from RefSeq and is a predicted model, not a curated record. The transcript is spliced from 17 exons. Gene Ontology annotation, molecular function: metal ion binding. Gene Ontology annotation, cellular component: lysosome; autophagosome; late endosome. Gene Ontology annotation, biological process: positive regulation of autophagosome maturation; plus-end-directed vesicle transport along microtubule. Lineage: Eukaryota; Metazoa; Chordata; Actinopteri; Perciformes; Anarhichadidae. The coding region runs from base 1754 to 6289 and encodes 1511 amino acids.